Umbelopsis ramanniana AG is the source of this 1119-nucleotide messenger RNA. RefSeq lists its product as uncharacterized. The record is from RefSeq and is a predicted model, not a curated record. Bases 174 to 962 code for a protein of 262 amino acids. Lineage: Eukaryota; Fungi; Mucoromycota; Umbelopsidomycetes; Umbelopsidales; Umbelopsidaceae. The transcript has 5 exons.
UACGAAUGUUUGCCCUAGAAGUAACCAUACCAGAAAAGUCAUUGGGUAUGGCGAAAUAGGGCCGGUGGUGGUCAAGAUUGAUUUGUUUGUAUGUUAGUUUUAAUAGCCUUAGGAAUGAAUUCCAUCCGUUCAUAGCAACUGAAUACCUGUGUCCACUUUGGAACCGUUUUUCCAUGGUCUCCGCUGUAACAACCGUAGUCGAGCGCAGCGCUGUCUUGCAUCACAGACAGUCCUACACUUUCAAACAGGUUGCGCAGAAGGAAACCAGUCACGGUAGUCCUUUCCCCUCUCACUUCAUGCCAGACCUCGACGAUGACAGGGCCGCUCUAAUGCUUGGAGUCGACGACGACGAAGAGCAUUUCCUUGGCCAGAAUUUACCGACUCGUACCCAGCAUGGAUUAACACGAGCUGAGGCAAUACAAGGAAUGGCCAACCGGUUCAUGUAUUCCCGUUUCUACAUCAUGUUCUACCUUGGCUUGGCGGGGCUGAGCUUGGUGUCUAUCAUAUUGUCUCUAGCAGAGACGUGUCCGUCACUGCUUUUUAUUAUAUUAGAAGCAAUCAUCAACGCUGCUAUGAUUCUCGAAGUAUCAAUACGAAUGGUGGCGCUACGAAGGGUUUAUUGGAAAUCAAUUUGGAAUAUCAUUGAUACCAUUCUCGUGAUUCUUUGCGCCAUUACACUUAUCGUGAUCGCAUCCGGAUGUUCUGCUUCCGAAAGAAGCGAGGCAUUAUUCGAUACUAUUUUACUUGUGAUACGAAACUGCGUGCAAUUCUUCCGUCUUUUCAUGAUGAUGCGAAAAAAUCAACAUUCGCUAAGCACUCGGUCGGCACGGAUCGAUUUCGAUGACCUUAGAAAUCAACCGCGAAAUGCCUCAGUGGAGUUUAGUGCUAUGGAGCGAGGCGUCAGUCUAGAGGGUGGCUUCUUGGAUGACAGUGAUGAUGACGAUGAGGGCAGAAUUAUAUAAUGAACCAUAGCUGGAUUUGUACUUUUAUUUGUAUCGAGACGUUUGCUUUUCAUAAAUCGUUUAGGAUGGCGGGGGAGUUUUUUUUCCCUAGAACCAGGAAUCAAAUAACCAUCUACAUAUGUUUACACUAUUGUUUCAUCCCCGCACUGCAUCCUUU